AUGGGACAGCUGAUGGCCAAGCUGAUGAGCAUCUUUGGGGAACGGGAGCACAAGGUUAUCAUCGUGGGACUGGACAAUGCAGGGAAGACCACCAUUCUCUACCAGCUCCUGACAAAUGAGGUGAUCCAUACAUGUCCCACCAUCGGUAGUAACGUGGAGGAGAUUGUUCUGCAAAAGACCCACUUCCUCAUGUGGGACAUAGGAGGACAGGAGGCUCUGCGCUCCACCUGGAACACAUACUACUCCAACACUGAGUUCAUCAUCCUUGUGAUUGACAGCGCAGACCGGGAUCGGCUGGGGACCACUCGAGAGGAGCUGUACAAGAUGCUGGCCCAUGAGGCUCUACGAGAUGCUUCCAUCCUCAUCUUUGCCAAUAAGCAGGACAUGAAGGACUCCAUGACCAUCGUGGAGAUCUCCCAGUUCCUCACCCUCAGUGCCAUCAAAGACCACCCGUGGCACAUACAGGGCUGUUGUGCCCUCACCGGGGAAGGGCUGCCUGCUGGGCUGCAGUGGAUGCAGUCUCGGGCCACUGCCAAUUGA
Rangifer tarandus platyrhynchus (Svalbard reindeer) is the source of this 540-nucleotide messenger RNA. Lineage: Eukaryota; Metazoa; Chordata; Mammalia; Artiodactyla; Cervidae. The record is from the annotation of a GenBank genome assembly.